CCAAACCUUCCCUUCUUUCAAUUCAUCAACGAAUACACACAGGAGAAAAGCCACACCAUUGCAGUACAUGUGGGAAGGCCUUUGGUAAAAUGUCUACUCUCAAGACACACCAGAGGAUCCAUACUGGGGAAAAGCCGUAUCAGUGUACCUCAUGUGGAAAGUAUUUCAGGAAUAGCUCCAUCCUCACCACACAUCAGAGGAUCCAUACUGGGGAAAAGCCGUAUCAGUGCACUACAUGUGGGAAGGCCUAUGGUCGAAAGUCUUAUCUCAAGACACACCAGAGGAUCCAUACAGGGGAAAAGCCCCAUCAGUGCAGUACAUGUGGGAAGGCCUUCAGUGAAAUGGGUUCUCUCAAGAAACAUCAGAGGAUCCAUACUGGGGAAAAGCCACACCAGUGCAGUACAUGUGGGAAGGCCUUUAGUCAAAUGUCUUCUCUCAAGAUACACCAGAGGAUCCAUACUGGGGAAAAGCCACACAAGUGCAGUACAUGUGGGAAGGCCUUUAGUCAAAUGUCAAAAUUCAAGACACACCAGAGGAUCCAUACUGGGGAAAAGCCACACCAGUGCAGUACAUGUGGGAAGGCCUUUAGUAAAACGUCUGAUCUCAAGAUACACCAGAGGAUCCAUACUGGGGAAAAGCCACACCAGUGCAGUACAUGUGGGAAGGCCUUUAGUUCAAUGUCUAAUCUCAAGAAACACCAGAAGAUCCAUACUGGGGAAAAGCCAUACCAGUGCAGUACAUGUGGGAAGGCCUUUAUUAAAAUGUCUACUCUCAAGACACACCAGAGUAUCCAUACUGGGGAAAAGCCACACCAGUGCAGUACAUGUGGGAAGGCCUUUAGUUCAAUGUCUAAUCUCAAGAAACACCAGAAGAUCCAUACUGGGGAAAAGCCAUACCAGUGCAGUACAUGUGGGAAGGCCUUUAUUAAAAUGUCUAAUCUCAAGAAACACCAGAGUAUCCAUACUGGGGAAAAGCCACACCAGUGCAGUACAUGUGGGAAGGCCUUUAGUAAAACGUCUGAUCUCAAGAUACACCAGAGUAUCCAUACUGGGGAAAAGCCACACCAGUGCAGUACAUGUGGGAAGGCCUUUAGUGUAAUGUCUCGUCUCAAGAGACACCAGAUGAUCCAUACUGGGGUGAAGCCGUAUAAGUGUUCUACAUGUGGAAAGUAUUUCAUGGAAAGCUCCAACCUAUCCAAACAUCAGAUUACACAUACUGGAGAAAAGCCACAUCAGUGUUCUCAUACAUGUGGGAAGGCCUUAAGUUGCAUGUCUGCUCUCAAGACACACCAGAUGAUCCACACUGGGGAAAAGCCACACCAGUGCAGUACAUGUGGGAAGGCUUUUAGUCACAUGUAUCAUCUCAAGACACACCAGAUGGUCCAUACUGGGGAAAAGCCACACCAGUGCAGUACAUGUGGGAAGGCCUAUAGUCACAUGUGUCAUCUCAAGACACACCAGAUGAUCCAUACUGGGGAAAAUCCCCACCAGUGCAGUACAUGUGGGAAGGCCUUAAGUUGCAUGUCUGCUCUCAAGAGACACCAGAUGAUCCAUACUGGGGAAAAGCCCCAUCAGUGCACUACAUGUGGGAAGGCCUUCAGGCAAAUUACACUUCUCAAAACACACCAGAGGAUCCAUACUGGGGAAAAUCCCCACCAGUGCAGUACAUGUGGGAAGGCCUUAAGUUGCAUGUCUGCUCUCAAGACACACCAGAUGAUCCACACUGGGGAAAAGCCACACCAGUGCAGUACAUGUGGGAAGGCUUUUAGUCACAUGUAUCAUCUCAAGACACACCAGAUGGUCCAUACUGGGGAAAAGCCACACCAGUGCAGUACAUGUGGGAAGGCCUAUAGUCACAUGUGUCAUCUCAAGACACACCAGAUGAUCCAUACUGGGGAAAAUCCCCACCAGUGCAGUACAUGUGGGAAGGCCUUAAGUUGCAUGUCUUCUCUCAAGACACACCAGAUGAUCCAUACUGGGGAAAAACCACACCAGUGCAGUACAUGUGGGAAGGCCUUUACUAAAAUGUUUCAGCUCAAGUUACACCAGAUGAUCCAUACUGGGGAAAUGCCACACCAGUGCAGUACAUGUGGGAAGGCCUUCAAUCAAUUGUGUCACCUCAAGAAACACCAGAAAGUCCAUACUGGGGGAAAGCCGUAUCGGUGUACUACAUGUGGAAAGUAUUUCAGGAGUAGCUCUGACCUCAACAAACAUCAGAUUACACAUACCAGAGAAACUCCAAGGAACUUGCAUCGCAGAGAACGUGUUGUGAACACGGGAACAAGACGCAGAGAUGAUUACGGUGGUUUGAGUAGAAAUGGUUCUUAUUAA
Molecule: messenger RNA, 2330 nt
Organism: Clupea harengus (Atlantic herring)
Lineage: Eukaryota; Metazoa; Chordata; Actinopteri; Clupeiformes; Clupeidae
Product: zinc finger protein 836-like
Exons: 4
Coding region: 90-2330 (746 amino acids)
Source: RefSeq, a predicted model, not a curated record